GCCCUUUCCGUGGCGGAGAAGAUGCAAGCGCAGGACGUGCUGCGGGGCCUGCGGCUCCCCGAGCUCGACGAGCUGGGCCAGCUCCUGCGCGGGCUGCCGGCCACGGCGCUCGUGGGGCUGGGCGCCUUCGCCGCCGUGCUCGCCUACUGGUUCGCGUGCCGGCCCAGGGCCGUGCAGCCGCCCUGCGACCUCUCCAGGCAGUCGGCGGAGGUGGAGGACUCGGGCGGCGCACGGAGGUCCGUGAUAGGCGACAGCGACCAGCUGCUCACGCACUACUACGACGACGCCAGGACCAUGUACGAGGUCUUCAGAAGAGGGUUUAACAUCUCUGAGAACGGCCCCUGCCUGGGAUUCAGGAAACCCAAGCAGCCCUACCAGUGGUUGUCCUACAAAGAGGUCUGUGAACGAGCCGAAGCCUUGGGUUCAGGCUUGCUUCAGCAGGGAUGCAAACCGUCCCCAGAGCAGUUUAUCGGGGUCUUUGCUCAAAACCGCCCUGAGUGGAUCAUUUCCGAGCUGGCUUGCUACACUUACUCCAUGGUGGUGGUUCCCCUGUACGACACCUUGGGGCCUGGAGCCAUCCGCUACAUCAUCAACACAGCGGACAUUUCCACGGUCAUCUGUGACAAGCCGGAAAAGGCGCGGGUUCUCCUGGACCACGUGGAGAGGCGGGAAACGCCGGGGCUCAGCAACAUCAUCCUGAUGGAGCCGUUGGAGAAGGAGCUGCAGGAGAGAGGGGUGCGCUGCGGCGUGCGCGUCCAGGCCAUGCGCCACGUGGAGGAGCGUGGCCGUGAGUGCCGGCACGUCCCUGUGCCUCCUCGGCCAGAAGAUCUGUCGAUCGUCUGUUUUACUAGUGGCACUACAGGCAACCCCAAGGGCGCCAUGCUGACCCACGGCAACGUGGUCGCGGACUUCUCGGGCUUCCUCAAGGUGACCGAGAAAGUGAUCUUUCCGAGACAGGACGAUGUGCUCAUCUCCUUCCUGCCUCUGGCUCAYAUGUUUGAGAGGGUGAUCCAGUCCGUCGUGUACUGCCACGGGGGCCGGAUCGGCUUCUUCCAAGGGGAUAUCCGUCUGCUGUCGGACGACAUGAAGGCGCUGCGCCCGACCAUCUUCCCCGUGGUGCCGCGGCUCCUCAACAGGAUGUACGACAAGAUCUUCAGCCAGGCGGACACGUCGCUGAAGCGCUGGAUGCUGGAAUUUGCUGCCAAGAGGAAAAAGGCCGAAGUUCGCCACGGCAUCGUCAGGAACGACAGCCUGUGGGACAAGCUGUUCUUCAAUAAGAUACAGGCGAGCCUGGGCGGCCGCGUGCGCAUGAUCGUGACGGGCGCUGCGCCCGCGUCGCCGGCGGUGCUGGGCUUCCUGCGCGCCGCGCUCGGCUGCCAGGUGUACGAGGGCUACGGGCAAACGGAAUGCACCGCCGGCUGCACCUUCACCACCCCCGGGGACUGGACAUCAGGUCACGUGGGAGCCCCUCUGCCCUGCAAUUUGAUCAGACUGACGGAUGUGGAGGAGCUGAAUUACUUUGCUUCCAAGGGAGAAGGAGAGAUAUGUGUGAAAGGACCAAACGUUUUCAAGGGUUAUCUAAAAGAUGAAGAGAAGACGACCGAAGCGCUGGACGAGGAAGGCUGGCUUCACACGGGAGACAUAGGGAAAUGGUUACCUAAUGGAACUCUUAAAAUUAUCGAUCGGAAAAAGCACAUAUUUAAACUCGCUCAGGGAGAAUAUAUUGCACCAGAGAAGAUUGAGAAUAUCUAUAUCCGCAGUGACCCCGUUGCCCAGAUAUACGUCCAUGGAGACAGCUUGCAGGCCUUUCUGGUGGGAAUUGUGGUACCCGAUUCAGAAGUUAUGCCAGGCUGGGCCAAGAAGAGAGGGUUUGAUGGAACCUAUGAGGAGCUCUGCAAAAACAAGGAACUGCAGCGAGCAAUAAUGGAAGAUAUGGUGCGGUUAGGUAAGGAGAGUGGACUUCACUCCUUUGAGCAGGUCAAAGCUAUUUACAUUCACUCCGAUAUGUUCUCAGUGCAGAACGGUUUGUUGACGCCUACGUUAAAGGCUAAGAGACCAGAGCUAAGGGAUUACUUCAAAGGGCAGAUCGAAGAGCUAUAUUCAAGCAUCUCCAUCUGAGGCGGUGGGAGGACUCCUGGGAAGAGCGGGUUUUGCAGCUGCGCUAGCAAAACGCUCGAAGGAACCGAGCCGGAGCAGCCCACCGAAAUGGAUAAGCACCUGAUUCUUACCUUUGAGCCUUUCAUCGCUCCAGGAUUUCACCACUAACCAUAAUUUCCAUUUUCCUCCUUUUUAUUUUUUUCAUCAAAUGUGGAUACAGUCUGUUUUUACUCUAUGUAUGCAGCAGGAGACUACUAAAAGUUACGUUCAAGACCCUCAAAAUACACAGAAAUUUCAGUUCUAUGACCAAGUAAAUGAUGGAAACUUACUAGUAACUACAAGCAUUUCUGAUUAAACAGAGAGAAGAAUUUUGGGGAUGUGUGCUGGUAUUUGACUGUAUAUAACUUAAUAGAUUAGGAACUAAAAUUGCUGAUAAUUCAAUAAUGUGGUCUACCUCAGACAAGCAGUGAUUCAUGGAGAAAGUCUGUUUUCCCUGAUCUGGARCUUUGAGAUGGAUUUUGGUUUAUACAUUAAGUUUUUAUAUGCUGCAGGAUAUAAAUUAUGUUUAUUUGAUUUAAUCAUUAAUGAGCUAACUAACAAUGAGAAGAGAAACAGGAGCAGAUCUCCUGGUAUUGGUACUUGAUAGGCCUCUUAGAAUACUGUACUUAAAAGAAAAGGCCAGAUUUAUAUCACCAUGGAACAACAAGCGCGUUAGGAAGCCGUAGGCUACGAUUCCCUCUAUUUCCUUUUGAUCCCAGCUCAGUUUAUACGUGGCUGCUGGUUUUUCAUUGCGGCCACACGUGGACAUCAGCACUACUCCCACUGGGACAGUUGCUAAAGCAGUGUCAGCUCCGKAGCAGCUUCCUCUGGGAAUGCAAGAAAAGGGAAGAAG
Molecule: messenger RNA, 2989 nt
Organism: Nothoprocta perdicaria
Lineage: Eukaryota; Metazoa; Chordata; Aves; Tinamiformes; Tinamidae
Gene: ACSL6
Product: acyl-CoA synthetase long chain family member 6
Exons: 20
Coding region: 22-2118 (698 amino acids)
Biological process (GO): very long-chain fatty acid metabolic process; long-chain fatty-acyl-CoA biosynthetic process; long-chain fatty acid metabolic process
Cellular component (GO): endoplasmic reticulum; membrane
Molecular function (GO): arachidonate-CoA ligase activity
Source: RefSeq, a predicted model, not a curated record